AUGCCUAUUUUUCGAUUUGUUGCUAUUUUGGCACUCUCGCUGGCUCCGGCAACAUCUGCUUUAUCGCCGUCGUCAUCACCUCUUGUGUCCAAAGCUGGUCAGAGUGAAAUUAUUCCUGGAUGGUAUUUACAGUCAGAACGCCAUGUCCAACGCGACGUCUCCAAGCUCUCAUUACCAGGGACCGAUGUCUCCUCGUGGUAUCGAGUCAGUUCGCGGGCCACCGUGAUGGCUGGUCUUAUUGAGAAUAAGGUCUACGAAGAGUCGCAUCUCUUUUUCUCGGAGAACUUCAAAUCUCUCCCCGACGCAGACUUUCGUGAUGUUUCCUGGUUGUAUAGAGAGCAGUUUAACUUGCGGCCCGGCCGCGGACAGUAUUUCACCCUGCACACGCACGGCAUUACUUCCAAAGGAGAUAUCUACCUAAAUGGCCACAGAGUGGCGUCAAAGGAUGUCCAGGCUGGGUCUUAUGGCGGCCACCAGUACGAUGUCACUGCGUAUGUUCGCCAGGGCGACAACUGUCUACUGAUCAAAGCUUACCCUACUAACUAUCUCCGCGACCUGGCUAUGGGUUUCGUUGACUGGAACCCAUACCCACCGGACAAUGGCACUGGGGUUUGGCGUAAUGUCGAAUUCUCGCAGAGUGGCCCAAUCCAGCUGUCUGACCCUCGUGUGGUCACCGAUUUUACCCAUGGAGUCAAGGUAAAUAGCGUGAAAAUAACAGUCAAAACUGAUGUUCAUAAUGCUGGCAAGGAAACGAUCAAAGGCAGCAUCAGAGGAGUCAUCGAGGGAGGCCGGGGCCAAAAGCACCCAGUUUCUGCUGCUUUUUCUCUUCGGCCUGGCGAAUGGCAGACUAUAGAAAUGACAACCAACAUUAGAAAUCCAAAGAUAUGGUGGCCGGCUGCAUGGGGCGAUCAGCCUCUAUACACCGCUCAAAUAUCCGCCUUCAUAGGUGAGAAGGUCUCUGAUGGGCCAAAGAAACGCAAGUUCGGCAUCAGACAUGUUGAAUCCAGAGUUAACUCACAGGAUACUGUGGAAUUCAAGGUCAAUGGGAAACCAUUCUUCGUCAUGGGCGCAGGGUAUUCAUCCGAUAUCUUCCUGCGGUUUACAACCGAAAGGAUCACCACGAUAUUCCAAUACAUACUGGACAUGGGCAUGAAUACCGUUCGCUUAGAAGGGAAACAAGAACACCAGGAGCUCUAUGACAUCGCUGACAGUAUGGGACUUAUGGUUAUGAGUGGGUGGGAAUGCUGUGAUCAUUGGGAAGGCUGGUCAUAUAACACCGAAGGGUUCGGACAACUCUGGACUGAUGCGGAUUACCCGAUUGCCAACUCCAGCAUGCUUCAUGAAGCUGAACUGAUGCAAUCUCACCCUAGCAUGCUGGCGUUUCUGGUCGGAUCCGACUAUUGGCCAAAUGAUCAAGCUACCGAGAUUUAUAUUGACGCUCUUAAGCGUAUGGACUGGAACGCUGCAAUUAUUUCGUCAGCUGCAAAACGAGGGUUCCCCAAACUCCUUGGUCCCUCUGGCAUGAAGAUGGACGGUCCAUAUGACUGGGUGGCGCCAUCGUAUUGGUACGGCGAUAAACUUGGGGCUGCUGGGGCUGGCGGGUUCGGUUCAGAGCUUGGGGCUGGCGUAGGCACCCCAGAGAUCCGUAGCUUGAAGAAGUUCCUAUCCAAAGAAGAUAUGAAUGAUCUAUGGACGAAGCCGGACAAGCUGCUUUAUCAUAUGUCUGCCGGCGUGUCCCAAUUCCGUGACCGCUCGAUAUACAACAAGGCACUGUAUAAUCGAUAUGGCAAGCCUGAGAGCUUGGAGGACUACUCCUUGAAAGCCCAGGUUAUGGACUACGAGGCGACCCGUAGUGAGUAUGAGGCGUAUGCUGCCUAUAAGAGUAACGUGAAGUCAACAACUGGCCUGAUCUAUUGGAUGUUGAACCCGGCCUGGCCCAAUUUACACUGGGCUUUGUUUGACUACUAUUUAAAGCCCAUGGCUAGCUACUUUGGAACCAAAACUGGAACACGCGUAGAACAUGCUGUGUUCGAUUACCAGCAGCAGGCAGUUUACCUGAUUAACCACUCUCUUCUCAAGAGCGGCCCUCGCAGUGUUACAGUAGACCUCAUCGAUAGGGAUGGCAAGCCCAUGAGCCACAGCGUCGUCAAGACAAACACAAUACCACUCAAGUCCAAGAAGCUUUCCAAAGUCCACGGCCUAGAUAGGAACAAAGAUGUCGCUUUCCUCCGUCUGCUUCUCAAAGACGCGACUGACAAAGUGCUGAGUCGUAACGUUUACUGGCUUCCCCAAAUGGAGGACGUGCUUGACUGGGAUAACUCUACCUGGUAUCAUACACCCGUUACAAAGUACGCCGAUAUGAAGUCAUUAAACAAGCUACACAAGGCAGAUGUCUAUGUCAACAUUGGUAGAGGACGGGAGGUGUCCCCUGGCAGAGUGAAAGCUCACGUCACUCUGCGGAAUAAAUCUAGUCAUCCGGCUUUCUUUAUGCGGCUGAGUCUUCUAGAUAAGGCGAAGGAGGAUGAAGUUACGCCUGUGUUCUGGGAAGACAACUAUGUCACUUUAUGGCCGAACGAGGAACUGGAGCUAUACGUUAUCUAUGCAAGAACGGGCAGGAUUGAGCUAGAGGUAUCGGGAUACAACGUUGAAAAGAUAAUUGUCCGGCCGUGA
This is a messenger RNA of Microsporum canis CBS 113480, 2670 nucleotides long. Its product is annotated as exo-beta-D-glucosaminidase. The transcript has 2 exons. Lineage: Eukaryota; Fungi; Ascomycota; Eurotiomycetes; Onygenales; Arthrodermataceae. Gene Ontology annotation, molecular function: hydrolase activity, hydrolyzing O-glycosyl compounds. The record is from RefSeq and is a predicted model, not a curated record. The coding region runs from base 1 to 2670 and encodes 889 amino acids. Gene Ontology annotation, biological process: carbohydrate metabolic process.